Messenger RNA from Metopolophium dirhodum (rose-grain aphid), 4336 nucleotides. It is a transcript of the gene Wdr82, whose product is annotated as WD repeat-containing protein 82. The record is from RefSeq and is a predicted model, not a curated record. Lineage: Eukaryota; Metazoa; Arthropoda; Insecta; Hemiptera; Aphididae. Gene Ontology annotation, molecular function: protein binding; chromatin binding. Bases 422 to 1573 code for a protein of 383 amino acids. Gene Ontology annotation, cellular component: Set1C/COMPASS complex. The transcript has 3 exons.
GCAUACAGCUGCUGCGUGUGAGCCGCGCUUGGUGCGCAUUGUCAGUACUCAGUUCGCCAGUUGCCGCCGUUUGGAUUCCUGCAUCCUCAUACAUCGCCCCCACCGGACACAACCAACAGACAACAGUCCGUUCCCACAAGUCACAACCGCCAUAAUAUUGUUUACUGUUCGCGCAAUACCAACUGCAACCGCCCGCGUCCCGUCGUGGCGUCGUGUUUCAAAUAACUUCCAGACCGAAAGCCCCACCGCCGUCUCUUCGUCGAGGUACGAGGCACAGUCAGACGUCAAUUAAUUGUCGCCGGCCGCCAAUUGAUAACCGCUACGGCAACGACGAAUAUUAUUGUUGUCAAUAAUAAUCAAUCGUCCCGCUCACUACCCCGUUUGUGUGGGUAAUGUGUAUGCGUGUGUGUGUGUGAUUUGUAUGCACCUAUACAUAUUUACAUCAACAGUCGACAUAUGCAAUGAUGAUCAGUAUACGCAUCUAGCCGUCCAAAACCGUGAGUCUCUCCAGGUCGUUUUCACGUCUCCAUUGAUCCCGCCGUUGCAGAUAAGCGUUGGCGCGCACUCUCGUCGUCUGUCAUUCGUUGAUUAUUAUAUUAUAUUUAUGGUCGCGAAGAUGAAGCUGGUCGACAACGUCGUGCGCAGCUUCAAGGUGGCUAAGGUGUUCCGCGAGAACACGGAUAAGAUCAACAGCUUUGACUUCUCGCCUGCCGGCGAUUACAUCAUAUCAUGCAGUGAAGACGACCAGAUCGUCAUUUACGACAGUCAGAAGGGUGAGCUGUCCAAGACCAUCAACAGUAAGAAGUAUGGUGUUGAUCUCAUACAUUUCGCGCAUACUAAGACUACUGCCAUACACAGUUCGACCAAAGUCGACGACACCAUCAGAUAUUUAUCAUUGCAUGAUAAUAAGUACAUUCGCUAUUUCACGGGACAUGCCAAAAAAGUUGUGUCAUUAUGUGUGUCCCCCAUUGAGGACAUGUUUGUUUCUGGAUCAUUGGAUAAAAGUCUCAGAUUAUGGGAUUUGAGGUCGCCAAAUUGUCAAGGUUAUAUCAAUGUUAUGGGAAGACCAGUAGCAGCUUUUGAUCCAGAAGGUUUAGUGUUGGCUGCUGGCAUUAAUUCUGAAACUCUCAAACUGUUUGACGUUAGAUCAUUUGACAAAGGGCCAUUCAUAACUGUGAAACUUCCUCAAGAGAAAGAAUGUGACUGGACUGACCUCAAAUUUAGUCAGGAUGGCCGAACCAUACUUAUUCCUACUAAUGGAUCUUUAAUUAGAUUGAUAAAUGCAUUUAAUGGUACUCCGAUUCAGACUUUUACUGGUCACCUGAAUAAUAAAGGCAUUCCUAUUGAAGCAUCAUUCAGUCCAGAUUCUCAAUACAUAUUCAGUGGGUCAACAGAUGGUCGCAUUCAUGUAUGGAACGCAGUUACUGGCUAUAAAGUUUGUGUUCUCAAUGGUGAUCAUCCAGGUCCAGUACAUUGUGUUAAAUUUAAUCCUAAAUACAUGAUGAUGGCCUCCGCAUGUACAAAUAUGGCGUUUUGGUUACCUACAGUUGAUGAUGUAGCCAAUUUGGCAUAAGUCAAAUAUUAUUUAUUUGUGUGUGCAAUGUGCAUUAGACUUACAUUACUUAAGUACAAUGUACUUAUUUAAAGUUAAAACAUUUUAAUUAUUGAUUUUCCUAUAAUUUAAGUUAACUUAUUAACUUUUAUUCAAUUAUUUGAAAAAAAUAAAUCUAUUUAUUUUUUAUUUGUAAUUAUUUUUAGUUAUUGAGUAAACACUCAUUGAUGUAAAAGUCAGUUAUCAUUUUGUUUUAUUACUCCUUUGGAAUGCUUUAAUGCAUUCGACAAAUUUUGAUUUUUAUACUUCAUUUAAGGUUAUUUAUUAAUUAAGUUAUGAAAUGUUUAGAAUCAAUUGAUGUUUAUUAGUCCUGAUCUUAUAUAUUAUAUUAUUAUAUGUGUUUUAUAUUUAAGGUUAAGAGUUUUCUUGUAAAUGUCUAUUUCUUUCUAAAUUACUGCUGAGCGUCAUACUGUUACAACAUAGGUAUUAAUUGAUUAUUGGUGAUAUUUUAUUGAGCAAGGUCAAAUUUAAUAAAAUAAAAUAUAAAUGUAUAAUUUUUAUCUCUUUGACAGAUAUCUUUUUAACCGAGAAUCUUGAAAAGAAUUUGACAGGAUUAUCAGUUAGCGGUUUGACAUUCAGCAGUAUUAGCAGUGUUUUGAUACUUGCUAUUUUCCAAAUUGUCAUAUUUUUUAAAACAUAAUGCUCAUUGACAUUUAUGACCAGUCAGUACCCUAACUAAUGGUGCUUUAAAACAUUUACUUUUAAUUCAGACACAUAAUACCUACACUUAAUUGAAUCGUUUUUAAAUGUAUUAAAAAAAUCAUAAUUUAUUAUGUUUUAAAUAACUAAAAGUAAAAUUGAAUAUUUAUAUGAUUACUUAUAUCCAAUGAUUAACCAAAAACCUUGAUUAGCAGAUGAUUAAAGUUUUGAAUAAAUUACAUAUUUUAUUUUAUUAAAUAAAUAACUGUUGAAUUUAUGAUUACUUAAGAGAAUGUUACCAUAAUAUUUGUUUUCUUUCUCAGACACACGCGCGACAUAGAUAAAACGCAUUCACGUAAAAAUGUUUUUGUGAUUAUUAAGUAAUUUUAGAGUAAAGUCGCCUACUGCAAAAGUUAAAUAAUUAAUAUGUUAUACUGUCAAAAUCAUAAUUCCCUAUAAUUUUUGUGAUUGGUAAUUUAAUUCAUAAGAUUAUUCUAAAACAUAAAAAUUUAUUGUGUGAACACAUUUUGUCUAUGUCAGAGAGAAAAAACAAUCAGUGCACUAACGUCUAACAACUUCAUAAGUAAUUUUGAUGUUAAAACAAAUAAAAUUUGACUAUGAAAAAAAACCUAGUUUGUGAAUUUAAUCAGUAUCACACUCUGUGACUAAUUUUUUUUAUUAUUUAUAACAUAUAUUUUAAAUUAUUAUAUUAUAACAAUUCAUAAAAUAAAUAACAUUUCAAAUGAAAUUUAAUGAAAUUUAAAUUAUCAAGUAAAAACUUUAAUCAUAGAGUUUGUUUUAUCCUUCACUGCUUAUGUCGUUUAAAAUUGUAAAUAAUCUAAACACCAUUCUAAAUUGUAUGUUGUAUUUAAUAUGUAUUUUGUUAAGAAGACGCCACGCAUCGAUUUGCUAUCUGUCAGUCAGGAUCUUUUAUAUAUCAUUAUAAAUUUAAUUUUUUUAGACAACACUGAGGCUGUUAGGUAGGUUGGAUGCUAUUGAACCAUCUACUUUUUAUCUAAUGUUAAACUAUUGUGUAUUAAUUAUAUUAAUACUUAAAAGAUAAUACUCUUCCCUAUAAAUUAAAUCAUAGAUCGGUUUCACGGACUAAGAUAUAUAUUAUAUCUUAGUCCGUGGUCAGUUUAUAACUAUAAUAUACUGAGUUGCCAGUGUAUUAUACCCGUCGUAGAUAACAAGUUGAUAUGUGGCUGUCCUCUGAAGUAAUAAAAGUUACUAUUAUUUUAAUAUACAACUACUAUUAUUUAUUAAUUUAAAACUAUUUAUCAAAGUUUAAGAGUUAAAAAAUUAUAUUGACUGCAGAAAUUGUGGAACAUCAGCGUUGUAAUAAUUAACUUGUGUUAAUAUUAUAAUAAUAGUUUAGUACUUAUGUUUUAAUUGAUAUUUAUUUUGUCAAUUAUUUAUUUUAAAGAUUUUACUGUAUUUAUUAAUGCAAGAAAGGAAAAUCUUCGUGUUGAAUUAUAUUUGAAUGAAAACCAUUUUUUUAAAAUAUUUUUUUAUGGUAUGUUGAAUUUUAAAUUCUGAAUAGUUUAUCAUUAGAAGUAUAAUCAUUUUUAGGCCUACAAUUUUAUACAAUACUUUAAUUUUAUAAGUUAAUAUUAAAUAUGUAUACCAGAUAAUAUUACCUAAUUAUUUAAAGGUAUGGAUGUUAAAGUUUAUUAUUUUUGAAAGUUUUUUUAUUUAUUUAAAACCAAUUUUCUUGGAUGUUGUAAUUUCCCAUUAAAUUAAAUAAAAAAAUGUAUACAUUAAUAUAUCAUAUCAUGUUCUUAACAUAAUAUAAAUAAUAAAAUAAUUUUAUGUUAUACAAGCAAAAAAGAACAUAUUUGCUAAAGCUUAUAAAAGUUAUAAUGUAAUAACUAAUAAUCAUUUUCUUUGCUGUUCAAAUUAUUUUCAAUGUUUUUAAUUUAAAGUUGUCCUAUGAAUAGGCACUAUUUUGAUAACUCGCUGUUAUUCAAAUGAAUACAAUAUUAUAUGUAAUCAGUUGAUGUAAAACUUUUCCAAAUUUCCGUUGGAACGUAAUAUUACUGGUCGUUUAUUAUUAAUUAAUAUUCACCAAAAACAAAAAUAAUA